Brachypodium distachyon (stiff brome) is the source of this 1812-nucleotide messenger RNA. RefSeq lists its product as uncharacterized. NCBI's taxonomy places the organism in Eukaryota, Viridiplantae, Streptophyta, Magnoliopsida, Poales, Poaceae. Gene Ontology annotation, molecular function: protein binding. The transcript has 2 exons. The coding region runs from base 165 to 1541 and encodes 458 amino acids. The record is from RefSeq and is a predicted model, not a curated record.
AACUCCUGAACAAAAAGGUGCUUCUUUUUAACUGACAAGCGUUGCUUUACUUGUAUCUGGACUCAAAGUCGAUUGUUUGUAUCUGGGCUGGAGGAGUUUAUCUUGCAUUCCGGCCCACAGGCCCACGCGGAGUUCAUUCGACCGAUGUUCAAACCCCGAGGAGGAUGGGCCAGUGCUGUGGAAUACUGCUCUGGGGGAGUGACGACAACGACAGCAACAACGAGAAUGCUUCGCUCUCCCCGUGCUCCUCGCCGGCGUGGAGGCUGAGCCGCCGGUGCAGCUGCCCUGAUGCGAUUCCGCCGCCCCCGACCGUUGGCUUCGCCGCCACGCCAACUCGACCCUCUGCAGUAAGCUGCCAUAAAGAGAUGGACUCUCAGGAGGUGUUUAGUGCUGCUAGUCUUCCUGAUGAUCUAGUUGUGGAAAUACUGUCCCGACUGCCGUUGAAGACUUUUUGCCGUUUCAAAUGUGUCUGCAAGGCUUGGCUUGCCUUCUCCUCCAAUCCACACUACAAUCAGAAACUGCCGAAAUUUCCUACUGGUUUUUUUCAUGGAGGCAAGGGCGGAUCUGCUAUCCAGCUUGUUAGCCUCUACCCAAAUGACGUCGAAAUUGAUGGAGCUCUUAAAUUCUUGCCGCACUACAAGCAUUUGGAAUUUGCGGACUGUUGCAAUGGUCUAGUUCUUUGUAAGUACAGAUAUACUUCUUCAAAUAUUUGCCGCUUUGUGGUGUGCAACCCGGCAACACAAGAGUGGAGGAUGCUUCCUGAUACUUACCGUGAGCCAUAUCCGUAUGACUACCAGUAUACUGCUUUCUUGGCCUUCGAUCCAUCAUGGUCAGCACAGUUCUAUGUCUUGUGCUUUAAGAAGAAGUCUGAUGUUGGUGGGCGAUUUGGUAAUGUUAUCAGCGAACUUUGGGUGUUCUCGUCUGGACUAUCUAGAUGGCUUAUGGAUGAAGGAUGGAAUUCUGCGAUAGAUUUACCGAUGGAUAAACAAUACUUUUUUAUAGGUGGAAAGUUUUAUUUGAAGACACCUAGCCAUGAUGUUCUGGUGUUUGAGGGCUUGGAGGCAAUAAGUUUUGGCAUACCACCCUGUUAUUUUACUAUCAAAUUACCACAUGAUGUUUGGUGUUUCGAGGAUGGUUGCUUUGGCCAAUCAAUGGGAUUCUUGCAGUGCGCAUUUCCAGAGAAGGGUGACUGUGCAAUUGCAGUUCACAGUCUUGAUGCUUAUUCUCACGGGUGGUCUCCGAAACAUCGUAUUAGUAUGAAAGAUGCAUUAGGAAGGGAUGACUUUCUUUGUAGUGAUGAUGGGAACCUGCCCUGGCCGCGUGAUUACAAGAUAGUAUCUCUUGACUUGGAAAGAGGGGUUAUCUUCCUCGUCAAUAGUGGGACUAAUAAGCUUAUCUCGUACAACAUCAACACAGGGAAACGUAGUGAGAUCCAUGAUGAUUUUGAAUGCCAUUAUUUCGGGGCACGCUAUGCCAACCAAUACUAUGUGGCAUCCUACUCAAAGCUUCCAUUGCUGAGCAGAGCAAUGUAUGUGAUGUAGUGAGCAGCAUCAUCUCUUGUUCUCUUGUGCUGUGUCAUAUUGUGUGUACUCCACCCUUUCUAUAUUCUGUCAUUCCAGAUGCUGCGUGCCUCUCUAUCUCCUCUUUCAAGCACAACAGACCCGUGAAUGUUUCAGGUGUCAAAUAAAUAAAAACCCUGUGAAUGUUUUGGGUUCUAGUUGACAACAAUGCCCAAGUUGUGGAUGUUUGUGUUUGUUUUCCACCAUAAAGAAUUCUGUACUUAGGUUGGUAAUAGGAAUGGAUGGAGUUUGG